Messenger RNA from Malus domestica (apple), 5540 nucleotides. Its product is annotated as ATP-dependent DNA helicase SRS2-like protein At4g25120. Gene Ontology annotation, molecular function: DNA binding; ATP binding; 3'-5' DNA helicase activity. The record is from RefSeq and is a predicted model, not a curated record. Lineage: Eukaryota; Viridiplantae; Streptophyta; Magnoliopsida; Rosales; Rosaceae. Gene Ontology annotation, cellular component: nucleus. Gene Ontology annotation, biological process: recombinational repair.
AUGGGAGGGAAAAAAACCAAAGGAAAAACGGACACAUUUGGUCUUCUUCGCUCCUUCUUCUUUCUAGGGUUGCCUGGUCAGGCUGUCAGGCCAAAUCUUCCGUCGGAAUCUUCGAAGCAAUGUCCAAGGAAAACAUUCAGGCGUACGGAGGAGGCUUUCCACAAGGCUAUAGAUUCAAUAGCCGCCGCAGUCCGCCGUGACCUUGCUCUGUUCCGCCAUCACUUGACUCUUGGUGUCGGGGAAGUUUCCGAUCCUACCCCAACGAUUCAAUCAAUCAAUCUCGAUCAUCCCGGACUUCAAGGAGACGACAAUCCACCGAGAAUUCCAUCGCCAAUUGAAGUCCAUUCCGUUCCGCCGUUACUCUCAUCUUCACCGUUGUUGCAAGCACUGGCAACUCCGCCCGUGAAGCCACACUCGAACAACUCUGAUGCAGCUACAAUUUUGCUUCCGGGAUCGAAGACGAUGACCUCUGCUCCGCGGCUACUCCAUAAGCACUCGUUCUCUGAUACUACGAAAAAUGGACCUGAGGAUUUUUGUGCAUGGAACCUGUUUGAUGAAAUUCCAGACUCAAGUGGCUAUGUUGUUCUCAAUCGUGACAUGUGCUACUGCAAUGGCAUUCGGGAUAAGGGUGGAGGCUCCAAAAUUAGGCCACUGGAAGAUUGUCGAAUGAGACUGGGAGAGAAGAUUACACAGUCGGUUUACGAUGACAACAUUGGAUAUUUCAUCAAGAAGAAACUUCAUGUUUGGUAUCAGCUACCUAGUGGGCUAUGGGAGUUAGGAAUGGUACGUGGACAUGAGGUAUUGCUUUUGUAUGGUGUAAUUGCAUGCUAUACUGGUCAUAAUGCGAUUGUAUAUCAUGUUUUUUUGAAUGCUAAGUAUGGCUGGGUUAAUUGGUACCUUGUGGGUAAAUUUGUGAAGAAGAAUUUCUAUGCAUUGCAUCUAUUUGAUGAAAUGUCUAAGAGGCAUAAUAUGGAGAAUAUGUCAUUGAGUAGCAACCUGGAAGCUUUGGAUAUUGUUGUACUUGUUUGUCGUUCUUUGCCUAAAGAUCUUGCAGCUAGUUUGACUGAGGAGAAUGGGACUUUGGGUUAUAUCAAUGCUAUCAAGCAGUUCCUCUGCUUAUCACUGUUACACAGAUGUGCAUUAACAGUCAUGGCCAUUUCCCAGCUUGACUAUUCUAUUCUCACCAGCUUGUUAUCGAAAUUGAAUCCGGAAUUAUGUAAUAGUGUUGAUGUACACCUCGAUACUGUUUUCUUUCCUAAUUGCGUAGCGAAUGACCAGAUUUUCCAGCAACCGGGUUGGUGUCACACUCUCACUAAUCCUUGUGACAAUAUAUCUUCUCAAAGGGUUGUCUUCAAUCAGAGGAAUUAUACAAUAUGGUUGAUGGAGAGGCCCUGCAUUCUCAUCUCUUUCAAGGAGGAUGGAACAACUACUACUUCAAUCUUAUUUUUCUUGGUUUAUGGAAUGCAUUUCAAGGAGCAAUGGAAAUCUCGGACAACACCAUAUAUGACUGUACCUGAGCAACAUUGUGUAAGUCAUUAUGUUUUCUCUUAUGUGAUUGGUAAAAGAUGGAUGUUGGUAGAGCUGGAGUUGCAUCAUAAGAAAACCGGCAGACGUAUUCAGAUGCUCACUUUUGGUAGUGAAGAGGUAAUAGUAUUCAGGCCAAAUCUAAGAUUUGAUGGUGCUAGUGUUUAUGCAUGGUUGUACGAUUAUGGACGUAUCUGCAAAGUCAGUCAUCAGCUUAAAGUAAUUUUGUUAGACAAUAUGGUACACAUCAAUGUAUUGGUUGCUGCUGGUGUUAUUUCAUUUGGUUGCUGUUGGUGUUAUUUCUUUGCCUGUUCUUCAGAAAGGAUGUCCAACAUAUUUGUCUUUGCAUGGUUUUUGCAUGUUUGUCUUACCGUGAGUGUAAGUUGGCAAAAUGAGUUGUUUAAAUUUUUGGAACUUGAUACUAUUGAGCCAUCAUAUGAAUUCAAAUGCCAAUUGUACACCUUAACAGAGGUGAUGAAGGACAUGGUUGAAGCUUUGGGUUUGCUCAGGUCCUUUAAAUCUUCCAUGCAUAAUAUCGGUGUUGCUAAUGACAGUUUAAAGUACAGUGAUUUCAAUGAUUCAGAAAGAAUUGCAAGUUUCAAUAUCCAAUAUAGACUGCUCCCAUCCAUCAGCUUAUUUCAGGAGUUUUUUGACAAUCCGACAUUAGGUGGUCCUAGUUUCACUGAAAAAAACUAUGAAAUGUGCCUCCAUGAGGGGAAGAUGACUGAGAAAGACAUCACUCCCAUGGGUGGCUUCCCUCGGUUUGGUGUGAUGAAGGAUGGCUACAUUCGGAGCAAGGAAUGGUGUGUUGGACCUAAGAAGAGGAUAGUUAAUCUUAGGCAGUCUCUUAUCAAUCAGACCGCUCGUCUUGCUUUUGAGGAUAUCAGGCUCAUAACCAUCUCUAAGGUUAUAAUUCUUGGCAAGGGUCCAAUUGCUUUAGUAGCUGCAUUCGUUGAGAAUGAUCCUCUGGCAGGUUCCCUGGGAGUUGGCCCAUUUUCUCCAUUUGAUGCUGCAUGCUUUUUGGCAACUAGCAUGGAAGUUGAAAUGAUAUCGUGGGUUGAAAUUUAUGAAGAGGCUACGGGUAACAAGUGCUCACUUACCAAGUUGUGGGGAGCUGCCAUAACAAGUACAGGGGUGCUGUCAGGCUCAUCUCCAAAAGUUGAGAGCUACAUGCAGAUUGUAUUUGCAGUCCCUGCAGCUUCCCUUCUGUUGCAAGACUCCUAGUUUCUACUCGUUCAAAUAAGUUUUUCAACUUUCAACCUUGAGGACAAGGUUGUUCUUCAAGGGGGAAGUAUUGUUAUGACCCAAAUUAUUACUGAGGUUUUAUGCUUUAAUUGAUUUGUUAAGAAUUGUUAAAUAUGCCAGCUGGCAUUUUAAGAAGUAGAGUUUGUAUAAAAGGAGUCCAGCUCCCUCAAAUGUAGCAGAUCAGAUUUUACAAACAGAAAUACAAAACCAAAAAAAUAUAUUGGAGCCCUGCUCCCUUCUACUUCGUCUUCUCCAUUUGUCAUUUCUAUUGCUGCUUGUAGGUUGAAUAGGGUCCUGAGAUCUGUGAUCCUAUCAAAAGAAACCGCAUCUCUGGGAAUUUCAGAGCCGCCAAGGCCCUCAUUGAUCGCAAACGCCCCCGCAACGACGCCGUUUUGACUGAUCAUCACCUCCCUCAUACCAAAAUUUGUGGCGGAAAUGGAAUCCAAACGCCAGCUCAGCUCAAUAGAGUUCACAGAACUCCUCUUGCCGAGCUACCGAUGAACACACCGCCUCCGAUUUCUACAAGCCGGACUGAAUAUGGCAGUGCGUCGUGUUCCGGGAGCUUAAGCGCUAGCCGGACUGAAUCAAGCGUGUCAAAAUCGGAUUCUUUCACAAUUCCAAUCAAACAACCGCAGUUUCCGACUUCAUUCGAUUCUUUCUCUGCGUCUGGAAUUCUCGAGGAUGAUGAUUUCGAUGAGAGUAUUUUGCAGGAAAUUGACGCUUUAAUUGAGCAGAAACCGAGUGGGGACAUUCAGCGUGAUGAUAUUGGGAGUUGUGGUAGCGAUGUUAAUGCCGCAUCAGCGCCACCUCUGAGUAGUGAAAACCAAACAGAUUCUGUUAACCAUGGAUUGCCUAACAUGCCGGAUGAGUAUUCGAAGUAUUUGCUUUCUCUCAACGAAAGGCAGCGGGAGGCAGCUUGCAGCGAUAUUUCAGUACCUUUGAUGAUUGUUGCCGGCCCUGGAAGUGGAAAGACUUCAACGAUGGUUGGGCGGGUUCUAAUGCUGCUCAAUGAGGGCAUGAGCGCGUCUAACAUUCUAGCAAUGACUUUCACUACAGCAGCAGCUUCCGAGAUGAGAGAUCGAAUUGGAUCUGUGACUGGGAAAGGAACGGCAAAACUACUAACAAUCAGUACAUUUCAUUCAUUUUCAUUGCAACUUUGCCGAUCACAUGCUGAGAAACUUGAGCGCACACCAGAAUUUUUUAUAUAUGGACAUGGGCAACAGAGAAGAGCAGUCAUUGAAGCUGUGCGGUUAUCAGAAGAUGAAAAGAGUAAAACGAAUCUUAAUGUUGCUAUAGAUGGGGAAGAGUAAUGGCGUAACAUCUCCACAUCAUUUUAAGGAUCCAUCAAAGAAAUGGCUAAAGUUCGUGACACAGGGUGAAAUUCUUAGGAAUCGUGCAACGCUUUGGACUACCAUGACUUAAUUAGCUGCUAAGUGAUUUUCCUGAAGUGUCGGAGGAGUGCCAGGAGUCAUGGAAAGCUAUUGUAAUAGACGAGUUUCAAGACACAAGUGCUAUGCAGUAUAGUCUUUUGCGGAUUCUCGCCUCUCAUAACCACAUAACCAUUGUUGGUGAUGAUGAUCAGGCAUGUUGUUGAUUUAUUAUGGAAAUCCAAUCUUAUUGCUCCCUCUCUCCCUCUCUCUCUCUCUCAGCUCAUUCUAAUCCAGCCCUUAUCUGUUCUAAAUCAAAUAACAUAUAUCCUGCUGCAGUCCAUUUUCAGUUUCAACGGGGCGGACAGUUCUGGAUUUGAUUCUUUUUGUAAAGAUUUUUCAAAUUACAAAGAGAUUAGGCUUAAUAAAAACUAUCGGUCCACACGCUAUAUUGUGGAAGCUGCAUCUUCUGUUAUAAAAAACAAUAAGAAGUGAUGCCAACUAAAGAAUGUUGACACCGACAAUUCUUCUGGGUCUAAUGUAAUUAUCAAGGAAAGUCACAAUGAGGAUGCAUAAUGCGCCUUUGUUGUCGACAAGAUCCUGGAGACUGCAUCUAACUGUCAGAAGCAGGGUGCUCCUAUGGAAAUAUAGCAAUCCUUUACCGGAGGCAGGUAUCAGGAAAAGUCUUCCAGACAGCCUUGCGUGAAACGAAAAUACCAUUUAAUGUUCAUGGAGUGGCAGUUUAUAGGAAGAAGGUAGUUAGAGCCAUUGUUGCUAUGAUUAAAAUGACUUUGCCUGGUUGUGAUGAUGGAUCAUAUAGGCAAGUCUUCAAGGGUCUACUUCCUUUUGAGAAAGAGGAAAAGAAGAAGGUGAUCGAUUAUAUUGACAAAAUCUCAACUCACAGAAAAUGCAGCUUCAUAUCAGCCGCUUGUGACAUCUUUAGUGCAAAAAUUUCUGGUACCUUGAAGAGGACUCAGCUUACCCAAGGACGCAAGGUGCUGUUAACACUAGAGAUGAUUUCAAAACUUGUUCUCAGGAAGUACCUUCUUGAGCAACGUGCAGUUGUUGAUGUAGAUGGAGGAAAACUGCUGAAUGAAGACAGUGACGUGGGAUCUGUAAGAGCCUCAACGAUUUCAUCUCCCUCUUUGGAAGAAUGUCCCAACAGCUUCGACUGGCUCCAGCCCUUUUUAAAUCUUUCAGUUUAAUUUAUGUUGUACUGGAAAAAAGCACAUUUUGAGUGUUCAUGGGCAGUCGGCACCAAAAAACCAGGACCACCUCUGGUGAUCUAAUGUCCUAGUGGAUAGGUGUUAGGUUUCUACCCGUGUCUCGAGUUCAAAAGUCCAUCUUCCAUAAUUCAAUAGUUUCGAACUCUCUCCUUAAUAAUAGAAAUUUUCUUUUUAACAA